Messenger RNA from Cordyceps fumosorosea ARSEF 2679, 2103 nucleotides. Its product is annotated as Mitochondrial carrier domain protein. The transcript is spliced from 3 exons. NCBI's taxonomy places the organism in Eukaryota, Fungi, Ascomycota, Sordariomycetes, Hypocreales, Cordycipitaceae. Gene Ontology annotation, molecular function: L-glutamate transmembrane transporter activity; L-aspartate transmembrane transporter activity; calcium ion binding. The record is from RefSeq and is a predicted model, not a curated record. Gene Ontology annotation, biological process: aspartate transmembrane transport; malate-aspartate shuttle; L-glutamate transmembrane transport. The coding region runs from base 1 to 2103 and encodes 700 amino acids.
AUGGCCACCACGGCAUCUGCAGUCAAGGAGGCUGUCAAGGGGGCGGUCCUCGGCAGCUCCGACCAAGGCGCUGUCGGUCCGUCUCUCCAGAGCAAGGCGCGCUUCACGAGGAAUGCGGUAAAGGACGAGGCUGGCGAGCUGUUCAUGGGCCCGGACGAGUUUAUCAAUGCCGUGGCUCCUGAGCAGGAGGACUUUCACAAAAUCCGCCGCGAACAGUACCUGAUCCUCUUCCGCGUCGCCGACCGUCGCGGGCAGGGCAAGGUCUCCCUCAGCGACUGGCAUGUCUUUGAAAACAUCCUCGCCAAGCCCGACGCCGAGUACGAGAUCGCGUUUCGUCUUUUCGACGUGGAGCGCACCGGCAACGUCAAGUACGAUGACUUCCGCCGCCUCUACGAGCUCAAUAAGGGCCCCGAGAAUAUCCCCUUUGACUGGGACUGCCAAUGGGCCAAGCUCUACAUCGGCAGCAGCUCCAAGCGCCACAACCUCGACUACCCCCAGUUCUCCCAAAUGUUGCGCGGCCUCCAGGGCGAGCGCAUCCGCCAGGCCUUCCACCUAUUCGACAAGGACGGCGACGGCUAUAUCGAGCCUGACGAGUUUGAGCGCAUCAUCCUCGAGACCUCCAAGCAUAAGCUCUCAGACCACCUCCUCGACAACCUCCACACCCUCUGCAACAUCUCCAAAGGCUCCAAGAUCUCCUACGCCAACGUCCGCGCCUUCCAGAACAUGAUCAAGGAGAUGGACCUAGUCGAGCAGAUUGUCCGUCGCGCCGUCAAGCGGAGCUCCGACGGGAAGAUUACCCGCAUUGAGUUCCUUCACGAGGCCGCCAAGGUCACCCGCUUCUCCCUCUUCACUCCCAUGGAGGCCGACAUCCUCUUCCACUUUGCCAGCCUCGACGAGCCCUCGGGCCGCCUCGGCCUGCGCAACUUUGCCAAGGUCCUAGAUCCCUCAUGGCGAAACCCGAUCGAGUCGCUUGACGAGAUCGCCAAGGCUAUCAAGCCAGCCCGCGGCAGCAUCCUCCACAGCAUCCUCGAGUCCGCCUACAAUUUUGGUCUCGGUAGUUUGGCUGGUGCUUUUGGCGCGUUCAUGGUGUACCCCAUUGAUCUGGUCAAGACUCGUCUGCAAAACCAGCGCGGUGCUCAACCGGGCCAGCGCCUGUACAAGAACUCGAUCGACUGCUUCCAAAAGGUCGUCAAGAAUGAGGGCUUCCGCGGUCUCUACUCUGGUGUUCUUCCUCAGCUUGUCGGUGUCGCCCCUGAAAAGGCCAUCAAGCUGACUGUUAAUGACCUCGUCCGCACCCACUUUACCAACAAGAAGGGCGAGAUUAACCUCUGGGCCGAGAUUUUUGCUGGUGCCAGCGCUGGUGGUUGCCAAGUCGUCUUCACGAACCCCCUCGAAAUCGUCAAGAUUCGCCUCCAGGUCCAGGGCGAGGUCGCCAAGACUGUCGACGGCGCCCCCAAGCGCUCUGCCAUGUGGAUUGUCCGCAAUCUCGGUCUUGUUGGCCUCUACAAGGGUGCCUCGGCAUGCUUGCUCCGCGACGUGCCCUUCUCCGCCAUUUACUUCCCGACCUACAGCCACUUGAAGAAGGACUUUUUCGGCGAGUCGCCGACUCACAAGCUGAGCGUCCUGCAGCUGCUCACCGCCGGUGCAAUUGCCGGCAUGCCGGCCGCCUACCUGACGACACCAUGCGACGUGAUCAAGACACGCCUCCAGGUGGAGGCUCGCAAGGGCGAGGCCCAGUACACCGGCCUGCGCCACGCCGCCAGGACCAUCUGGAAGGAGGAGGGCUUCACUGCCUUUUUCAAGGGUGGCCCCGCGCGCAUCUUUCGCUCAUCUCCACAGUUUGGCUUCACCCUUGCCGCCUACGAGGUCCUCCAGAGCGUCCUGCCCAUGCCAGGCAGCAAGAAGGCCGAGCUGCCCAAGGUGACGGCCGGAGCCGCGGAAGCGGCGGCCGCGAUCCAGGACACGACGCCAUUUGGUCGUAGCCGCAACGCGCUCAAGAUCAUCCUCGAUCUCGACGAAGACUUUGGCCGCGCCAAGCUGCCUAGCGAACAGGGCUGGAAGACGCUGCCUCGGGCCAUCGGUGGCGGCGGCGCGACGGCGUAA